Molecule: messenger RNA, 1693 nt
Organism: Notothenia coriiceps (black rockcod)
Lineage: Eukaryota; Metazoa; Chordata; Actinopteri; Perciformes; Nototheniidae
Gene: cacybp
Product: calcyclin binding protein
Exons: 6
Coding region: 93-785 (230 amino acids)
Biological process (GO): heart development
Cellular component (GO): nucleus
Molecular function (GO): S100 protein binding; ubiquitin protein ligase binding; tubulin binding
Source: RefSeq, a predicted model, not a curated record
AAGGCUGCCUACCAAAAGACGAAGAAGAAGGAGAGCACUGCAGGCUGGAAGAGGACACUUUCAACUUAGCUAGCAUAACUGAUAAAGCCUAAAUGGAUCUUACUGAACAGAUCAACCAGUUGGAGGCGGAUUUGGUGGAGCUGGGGUCGCUCCUGGAGAAGGCGGAGAGGAAGAGAGCGCAGGAGCUGCUACAGCAGGAGCAGAAGAAGGUGGAGAAGGAGCUCGCAGUGAAAAGACAACAGAAGGAGAAACAAGACAAAAGAGAGGCAGACCCAACUGCUGCCUCCAAAGCAGCGUACACAGUCAAGAUCACCAACUAUGCAUGGGACCAGUCAGAAAAAUUUGUCAAAAUCUACCUUACAAUGAAGGAUUUGCACAAAAUCCCACCAGAGAAUGUAGAGGUCAGCUUUACAGAAAGGUCAUUUUCGGUGUUGGUAAAGGAUCUCGAUGGGAAAAACCAUCAGAUGGCAAUGCACAACAUGUUAUGUCCAAUCAAUGACAAGGACAGCUACAAAAAGAUAAAAACAGACAUGCUCCUGCUCAUGUGCAAGAAGCAAACAACACAGAAUUGGGAGUGCCUAACGAAGGCGGAAAAGCAGACAAAAGACAAAGAUAAACCCAAUGUUGAAGCGAAUGCAGACCCCAGCGAUGGCCUGAUGACUAUGCUGAAAAAGAUUUACUCAGAUGGAGAUGAUGAAAUGAAGAGAACCAUCAACAAAGCCUGGUCAGAGAGUCAAGAGAAGAAAGUUCGAGGAGGAGGCGGAGAAGACAUGAUGGACUUCUGAAAUGAUUCAAUGUGUUUCCACAGCAGGACCAAGUGAGAGCUGCCAGGGAUGCACCUGACAUGAGUUGAAUAUUACAUGUUAUGGAGUGAAGUCAAUUAUAUUUCAACAAAAACUAAAAGUGUACAGCUCAUACAUAGGGUUUGGGAAUAAUGUCUAAGCUCUGGAUUGUCACAUUUUUAGCCUGGCUUUUAAAAUCAGUCCACCAAUCGCCUGCUAGUCAUACAAAUGAAAACAGAUUUGUUUGUGUUGAAGGACCACAAUGAAGUUGUUUUUCUUUAGAUUAAUAUGUGUUAGUACUUCUAAAUUUUGAUUGGACCAUGGUAAAUAAAACAUGUGAGCAGUGUUGUGUAAAGUCAAACCUUAAUUUUGUUCCUGUGCAGCUAAACUGAGCUGAUAUUUAAAAGUGUAGCCUACAUUUGCCAAAGUCAUGCUCAUAUUCCUUUAAUGAACACAACAAGAUGGCUCCUUUGACCUCUUUCAAUGUCUUCUUCAUAUGCACAUUUCAUUUGUUGUCAUUCCAAAAAUAUUUCAAAUGAAACCGGCAAGGACAUUACUGCUUACACAUCAAUCUAGUGUAAUAGGAAACAUAAAUGCAUAGAUCUGUGUUUGGCGUCUUAAUGUAAAUUUUACCCAUUCCUGUUGCAUAAUAAAAUGCUCUGAAACACAUUCUAUUUUCAUUAAUUAAUGUUACUGUUGCAUUUUCAUGGUGUUGGACUGAUAGCUACUUUAAACCUAUUUACAGAAGCACUAUUGGAGUUUCCUAUUUCUUUCCAGUGUUUGUGAAUGUCUAAAAUGUUUGUAUUGAUUACUUUGAUUUUACUUUGGCUUCAUAGUUUUGCAUGUGUUGUUGCUCGCCCUCAGGUUGUUCAAAAAUGUUCUCACAAAUACAGAUCUUGGAACUGGGUCUA